UUUCGCGAUUUGACGAAGAAGCCUUAACUUCAAUAAAUCGAGAGACCAUCCCAGGCCAACGACAAUGCGAGUGCUGCUGAGAAGCUUCAUGUGCUUCAUCUUGUUCGUCAUUGCGGGCUCGAAUCCGGAAGAACCAGAAGAAACGUCGCUGUCUGACUGCCAGAUGAACGAGGAACCGGGUGACCCAUGCGCAAGACCUGAUCUUCCAUGCCGGGAGGACGUCAGAGAUGGUCAAUCUCCCUCCCUUGCCAACGACACGAAUGGUAAGGGUUGCUCGGGCUGCGUUUGCAAGCAAGGCUUCCGUCGUUCGGUUUUCGGCGAAUGCGUAGCCGAAAGCGACUGUCGCACUUGUUGGAGUGACCCUUUCUCGGACUACUCCAGCUGCGGCGGCUGUCCGCCCGUGUGCGGGGAGGUCUACCCCGCGCCAUGCCCCAGGAGCUGUACGUCCGGUUGCUACUGCCUCGAUGGAUUCGUCAGGUCAUCGAGGGACGGCGGUUCCUGCGUGCCAGUCGCCUCGUGUCCCCCGAAAUGCCUCUACGAGAACAUGGUGUUCGUAGCGCACAAGUCUUGCUACCCGGAUCGUUGCCACGGCCAGGAGGAUCAAGACUACGGCGCUUACGAGUGCGGACGGCCCGGGUGCGAGUGUUCGCGAGGUCAUCGUCUUCUAGAUUCCUUGACUUGCGUCGCCAGCUGUCCGGCUUAGUAGGGACUCGCUUCGAUUAAGAGACGCCUUAUGUUCCCUAUUAAAUGAGUACAG
Rhipicephalus sanguineus (brown dog tick) is the source of this 757-nucleotide messenger RNA. Its product is annotated as inducible metalloproteinase inhibitor protein-like. The transcript has 4 exons. Lineage: Eukaryota; Metazoa; Arthropoda; Arachnida; Ixodida; Ixodidae. Bases 65 to 703 code for a protein of 212 amino acids. The record is from RefSeq and is a predicted model, not a curated record.